CUUAGAGUCAGUGAGCUCGCGCGCCAGGGAGCGAUACCCGCCCCUUCCGGUAACUCCGUAGGAGGUCCCAGCCUAACCCUUCCCCACCCCCUUCUUUUCUCCCUCCUCUUUUAGGCUGCUUUCUAAGAAGAUAUGGGAAAAUCUGCCCAAGGUAGAUUUUAGCGGCCCUCUGCCUGUCCCCCGCCCUGCUUCCCUCCGGUUUCCGCGCCGGCCCUUGCCCUUUACCCUCCCUCUCGGCGGGGUUAGAGGUCAGGUGGCCAUCUUGUGGCGGCGGCGGAGGCGGCUGUUACCGAGGAGACUCGGCCGCCCCUUAGGCCUCAGCCCCUCAGGCCCUCGGCCUGACCCAACCAGUCAGUCUAGCGGGUCCAUCUCAGACCCGACCUGGCCCCGGGUCUCGUGUCCAUCGCCUGCCGCCUCCCCGUGCUCCUCGCCCGGAAGCCCGCCAGUCCUCCCUCCCUCCCACCACCAUGUCCUCCUUUUCGGAGUCCGCUCUGGAGAAGAAACUCUCGGAGCUGAGUAACUCCCAGCAGAGCGUCCAGACGUUGUCGCUGUGGCUGAUCCACCAUCGCAAGCACGCGGGCCCCAUCGUCUCCGUGUGGCAUCGCGAGCUCCGCAAAGCAAAAUCAAAUAGAAAGCUUACGUUUUUAUACUUAGCAAAUGAUGUCAUCCAAAACAGUAAGAGGAAAGGGCCCGAAUUCACUAGGGAAUUUGAAUCUGUCCUCGUGGAUGCUUUUUCCCAUGUUGCCAGAGAGGCAGAUGAAGGCUGUAAAAAGCCUUUAGAAAGAUUGCUGAACAUCUGGCAAGAAAGAAGUGUUUAUGGUGGUGAGUUCAUUCAACAGCUGAAGUUAUCUAUGGAAGACUCCAACAGCCCUCCACCUAAAGCCACAGAAGAGAAGAAAUCUCUUAAGCGAACCUUUCAACAAAUACAAGAAGAUGAAGAUGAUGAUUACCCUGGAAGUUAUUCUCCCCAAGAUCCAACUGCAGGCCCUCUCUUGACUGAAGAACUAAUCAAAGCCCUGCAGGAUUUGGAAAAUGCUGCAUCAGGUGAUGCUACUGUGAGGCAGAAAAUUGCUUCACUACCACAAGAAGUCCAAGAUGUUUCACUUCUAGAGAAAAUUACAGACAAAGAGGCAGCUGAACGUCUUUCAAAGACAGUGGAUGAAGCGUGUUUGUUACUAGCAGAAUAUAAUGGGCGACUGGCAGCAGAACUGGAAGAUCGACGCCAGCUGGCACGCAUGUUGGUGGAGUAUACCCAGAACCAGAAAGAUGUUUUGACAGAAAAGGAGAAAAAACUAGAAGAGUAUAAGCAGAAGCUUGCUCGGGUAACCCAAGUGCGCAAGGAGCUGAAGUCACACAUACAGAGCCUUCCAGACCUGUCGCUGCUUCCUAAUGUUACAGGUGGCUUGGCCCCCCUGCCCUCUGCUGGUGACCUGUUUUCAACUGACUAGGACACAUGGCCUGCUCUCAGAUUCCCAUUUGUGCCAGCAGAAGAGGACUCUAGCAGGGACUGGAAAUUGUCUUCCAGUGAUUGGUUAUUUUCCUCCUAGACCACUCCCUCUAUUUAGGAAGGAACUAUAGACUCCCGAGAGCUCUGUGCACUCUUACUGCUUGUACAGUUUCUCAUGUUGAGGGGAAGAGUGAGAGUGUGCAUUAAGCAGGAGUGGGCAUGGAGGCCAAAUUUGAUUAUAAAAUAUAUAGACACAUUUUGAAAGAAAAAUCUUUUUUUCUCUCACAUUUUCAUGCUCAAAUUGUUUUUCAGUUCUUAGCUCUUGUUUGCCCCAAGAAGUCAUGAAAAUCAUGUACACAUCUGGAAGGCUUUUAAAAAAAAAAAUUUAAAUUCAUCACUACAUCAUUUUCUUUAAAAAGCAGCCUUUUGUUUCUGAAUUGGUUUUGUCCAGGUAGCUGAAGGUUUCACAUACUUAAAGAGUAGCUUUAGCAGGGCAUCAUCCCAUCCUAAAGGAAAAACUAGGGAUCUGCAGAGCAGCCUGGGGUCUCAGCAGUUUAUCAGAUCUUAAAGUUCUUUUUCUUACACCUGUGAGUAUGUAUAUGAAAAUGUUAGGCACAUUUUAUUGCAAAUGAAUUAGAGACUGAAUAUAGCAAUGAAAUCCAUAGCCAAUUCAGAAGAAUGCUACUGCAGCAAACUUAAUAAGAAUCACAAGUUACAUAAGCAUGAGUUAAAGUUGUCAGUUUCAAUCCCAAGCCCCACAUAUGCCAUUUUUAUUGAUUGCAUUUAUCUGCACUUUGCCUUUGUAUCACAUUAAUAUAACAGCUUCCUGGAAAUCUAUUUCACACUCAUUUUUUUAAUCUGUCAGUAUGGGGGAAUGCACCAGUGAUGUUCCAAAGAUAAAAACUAGCUGACUUCACAUGACAAAAUAUGCUGAGAAUGUGGACCCUGGGAUGUGUAUAGCUUUAGUACAUUACCUUUUUUCUUUCUUUCCUUUUUUUAAAAAAAAUUUAAAAAAAAAUUUUUUUUGAGGUGGAGAUAUUUCUGUCUGAAAUGAAGGGUUGUCCACUGUAUAGGUAAUUAGCUUAAUCAAAGGGCACACAUUUCAGUGUCUAAAUUUGAAGUCUCUUUCAUUAUACUACAUGCACACGCACACACAAAAUUCUGCAUGUUUGUGAAUCUAUUGAUCUAUGCCUAUGUGUCUAUCUGUGUGUAUGUGAAUAUAUACACAAGAAAGAUACACUGAACUUUGCAUCAGAUAUGACCUAAUAGCUGAUCGUGAGGGGGAAAUGUGAGUUUUUUUAAACUCAAGUUUUAAUUCCAUUAUCAUGCCAGCCAAUAGCUAUAACUAUCUGAUGUGUUUAGGUGCAAUUUUUAUAUUGCUUUUAGUAACAAGUAGUCCUGCUGGCAAAUUGUAAACCAUUCCAAUCUGCAGAUUUUUUAAAAAAAACAAAACAAAACAAAAAAAAACAAAACAAGCCAUCAGAAAUGGCAGAAAACAAUUUGUCCUAAUAAUGUAAUAGGAAUUAUAAUACUGACACUUAAGUAUUAUUACAAAAGAGGGAUAGGUAGUAGGGAAACUCUAUAGCUUUAAGAUGCUGUUUGAGAAACACAACUUAGACGCCCUACUGAUUUAAUAAUGGAAAGCUCUUUUUAUGUCCUGUGUGUCUAACUCAUGGGAUAUUUUCGUUGGAUGAAACUUCCAGCUUCCAUGACUUUUAGAGCAGUAAAAGCAUAUAAGGCAUUUGAUUGAACUGUAUAACUUGUCAUCUGUAUUCUUUUAACUUUAAAAUUUUGAAUAGCAACCAUAUGCUUGCUUAUUGGUGCUUCCUAUCAGACUGUCAUUGAAUUUUUUUCCUUUUCAUAUUUGUUUAACUUGCAACUCUAAAAUUUCUCUUUCUGUAGCUUUGGGGGCAAUUGACCUUAACAGAAAUACUACAAAGUAGAUUCCUCUGCUAUUGACACUGUAUAUUGUCCUCUUUGUGCAUUGUCAUAGCAAAAAAGUAUCAGAUCGCCCCACAUGGAUGUUUGCUUAUGAGCAAACACAUCUUGAACGUAUUCUUGUACUUUUGCCAAAAAGAAUCCCCACCAGCCACAAAGCAACCCCAAAGAGACCUAGUUUUUGCCCUGAUCAGCUAGAUCAGCUAAAAAUUUAUAGCACAAUGGAUUUUUUGCCCAUGGCCAGAUUUUAUUUAACCAGCAUUUGAUUAUAUGGUUAUUACAGGAAAAGAUAAACACCCAAGACCUUUAUCAAUUAUGUAAACAAAUGAGUGUUGGGAUAGCCAGACUGUUACUUUGGGCAAACUUUCUGUGAGAAAGUUGGAAGUUUAUUUUUUAAUUGAAAUACUUUACUUUUUUUUUUUUUUUCUCAUUUUCUUUCCCUUUCCCUGCUUUACUCUUCUUCCACCCUGCCCCACCUCAUAUUAUUCAUUUGUUUCAUUAAUUUACAUGAAGUCUUCUGUGUGUGUAUGUGUGUGUGGUGAUUUUUUUUUUUAAUUUGUUUGUUUGGUUUUGUUUGGUUUUUUGGUGGAUUUUUUUCCCCAAAGGAAUUCUAUGGACCUUGAAGGAAUCUUCUUGAGGUCAGAUUUUUCCAAGGUUGUCUUUUUUUUUUUUUUUUUUUUUUUAAGAAUAUUUUUAAAGCUUAAAUUUGUAUAUUAAUUUAGGACUUUAUUUAGAAGUAUAGGCUGCCUUUUGUGGCAGCAGUAUAUUCUGAAAUGUCUCUCAUAGAUAUAUAUUUUUGAAUAAAGAGGGUGUUGUUGAAUGACCAUGUGUUGCCUUUUUUCCACUGCCCUACCUCCCACAGAGGAGUUUGGCUUUUGUUUUUAGGGAAUGUGAUUAGUAAUCACCUAUAGAGACUGUGCCUAUACUGAAUCCUGUCUCUGAGGAGCUUUUAUAGCUGUUAGUGGCUCAUAAAUACUUAGUACUCAGAUAGUGAUUUUUGUUAUUUUCCACGGGCUUAAUUAUCUUUGAUUAGUCUGUCCACAUAAUACCCAAGAGAGGCACCUUCAUAGGUUAGAUUUGCUGUAAAAAAGUAGAAAUUUACAGAGUUAAGUGAAAUGACUCCCCCCUCGCUCCCCAGUACCUAGAAGCAAGCCUGAGGCCCAUUAAAACCCUGAUUCCAGCUCUAGUUCCCACAACACAUCUCCUAAAGGUUAUUUAGAAUUUCUCAUGUAGAGAACACUUCUUUGUACCAGUAUAAGUAGGAUUGCAAAGAAAUUUGCAAGCCCUAGGGUUGUUUCCUGUCUUCCAUCUCCCUUCCCCAACAAAAAUAUUUUGUUUUCUUUUUGCACUCUAACCUUGGCUUUUACCUUUAGUGAUGUCCUAUUUGGAUGGCAUCACUGUAUAUGACUUUCUAAACCUUAGCAGAAAAAUGCGUUCAAAAUAGCUUGAUUGCUUUGGAAGGGCCUUUAUUAGGAUUGCCUCGGCCUUUCUGCUAAGAGGAAUGAAUGUGCUCCAAGCUGUAUAUUCUGUACUUAUACUUCUUCAUUACCAGGCAUCUUGAUGUGAAGUUAUCACGGGUUAGGUAGGUUCUGUGGAUGGUCAAACAUAACUCCACGUGACUUACGUGACUCUAAGUUUAGUCUAGGAAUGUGAUGCAGAGAAUUUAUUGCCAACAGAUCGAUGACUACAAGAUAUGUCUGUUAACAGAAUCUCUUAGUUGACACAUGAAGGUUUCCUACAAGCUGUAAUUUAAACAUGUCUCAUAUUUCAUGUUCAGUUCAGUUCUUCACUACCUAUUGAUUAGCAUUUGAAGCUAUAAAAGUUUCAGAAAUUUUCAUUCUUUAAAAUGGAACCAUGUAAGAGUCCAUGAAUCUAUUAAAUUGUGGAGGGAGACUCGUGCUGUGUAGACUAGGAAACUCAAGGUUCAAAUCCUAGCUCUGCCACCAACUCAUUGAAUAACCUUGGAAAGCAAGGAUCCCUUUAGAAUAUUAGUUUCCUCAUUUUUAAAAUUUAGGGUAGGAGUAGAUAGUCUCUAAGAUCCCUUUCAGCUGUAAAUAUAUGAAUUUAUGACAGAUGUGUAUUUUUCUUUUGCAUAGUAGUUUAAGCCACUGUCUCACUGAACAACAUUAGGUAAAUCACUACCCUUUUCUGGAUCUCAGUUUUGCCAUCUGUACAAUGAGGGGCUUGAACUAGAAGAUCUUUGAGAUCCAUUUCAGCUCUGACAUUUUAGGAUUUAUUAGCUAUGGAGUCUUGCAUUGAUUCUAAGGAGUGUAGGAUUAUGGUUUUGGAAAUUUUGCCAUUGUGAGAAUGUGCGUAUGUGUGUGCAUAUGUGUGAAAUCCCUCAAAAAGAAUAAGAACUAAGAGGUUGUAUAUUAAACAUUAUGGUUCCUUGACUCCAUGUAGAAUAUAGAUUUUCCUGGAGAAAUUAAUCUGCAGAAAAGGUAAGUUCUAAGUAGGGGGGAGGGGGGACAACCAGAUACUUCAUCCUUUGGUCACUAGCAAUCUAUAUAUGGUUUAUUGGAAUCCUUGAGCCCAAGUUUUUGUUCUCUAACUUGUUCUUUUCUUAAUGUAAUUCAUUUCUUACCACUACUACCACCUCUGUAAAUUCUUUGUUUAGAAAUCAUUCUUCCAUUCUAAAGCUCGGAUUCAAUUAAAAAUCCAUUAUUUUCAUACCAUUGAUUGCAGCUGAUCUCCUGACAUCAUAAUGUUUGGGGGGAACCAUACAACUUAAUAUUGAACCUAAAAACCAACUCAUUUCAUUUUAGACUUCAUGAAGCCCUUUGACAUUAAAAAAAAAUAUCUUUUCACUCAUGAUUUAGCAAACACUGAAAUUAGCAGGAUGCUAAGAAGGUUUUCCCCCUUGAGAGAGUCUUGCUACUAACUGUGGUGUAGUGGAAGAGGUGCUGGAUUUGAGAUUAGAGCGACCUGGGUUUGAAUCUUAGCAGAACUACUCACAACCUGGUUGAACUUAGGCACUUCUCUGGUCCUUACUUUCUUCAUCUGUAAAAUGAGAAAGUUGGACUAGGUGUUCUCCAAGAUUCUUUACAGCUCCAAACCUAAUCCUAAAAAUACUGGCAGAAUGGUCUGCUUAUGGGAAAUAGUUUUUAUUGAUAGUUAGCACCCAGAGAGUGAUAGUUGUAUUGAAAUUGUUGCCCUUAAAUAGUUAUGUCCAUUUACAUGUUGAUAUUAUAGAUAUAAUAACUUGUUUAGACACUAAAAUUUACACAUGCUAAAAUUACUUUAGGACUUGCUCUAUUAGUUUUCAUCCACUGUUCUAUUUUUGGUUCCUUAAAGGAAAAAACAAAUUAUUUUGGGAAAGGCUAUAUUUUGCUGGUAGUUUAGUGAAUUCCUGAUUUGCAUUCCAAAAUCUGGAUGUUUUUCAUAGUAUUCCUUGGUCAUAGGUUCUGACUGAAGAAAGAGUUGCUUGGCCUUUUCACAGAGAGUUUCAGGUGUGAAGUAUUAAGAUGUGAAAUUUAGACAUAGUUGUGAUCUCCAAAUCCAGUUUCUUUCAAUGAUCCUAAAGUACUUUUAUUCAGAAUUAAAGCUAUUUAACGUCCUUCACCUCUAUUUGAGGUGAUUAUUAUCAGCUCUGCUACUGAUUUGCUCUGGGGCACUAAGUUCAAAAUGUUUAAAUGACUUAACCAGUUUCUUGAUUUGUUUAAUGAAAGGGCUAGAUUGGAUUACUUUUAAAAAAUUAAAUUAUGCUAUACUUGGAUUUCAUCAGGUUAUUUGAAAAGUAAAAGAGGGAUUGAUCUUGUACCAGAGAAUGGAACUAGGAGCAACAUGUGGAAGUUAGAGAAAGGGAAGAUUUCUGUUCCAUAAAGAACUUUCUAAUAAAACUGUCCCAAAAUGGAAUGUUCUACCUCAAAAAAUAGUGAGUUUCCCAAAGUAAGAGAGUUAUAAGUAGAGGCUGGUUGACUAUUUGCUAAGAAUGAUAUAGAAAGGACUCCUUCUCAGGUAGGAAAUGAGUGUAGGCCUUCUAAGUUCCUUUUCUACUCUAAAAGUUCAUGAACUUUGGGAUCCUUCCUAAUACAUGCAUAUAAAUACAUACAACACGUCCAUGCAUAUUUUUAAAACUCCAAAGUUAUUUACUAAGUACUCCAAGAAAUGCAAGAUUUUAGUUAUCUUUAUGAAAUGGAAAUUUGUAAAAUUCAUGAGUGACUCUUUUCCCUUUUACUAAUGUAUGUAUGAAUCUACAGAUAUUCAUAUGACUUAGGUAUUGGGCAGUUAAGAAUAAAAAUAAGUCUUAUGUAGUCCAAAGAAAGAAAAACUCAUUUAAAGUGAGAAUAUAUGAUGUCCAUUCAAAUUUUGUGACCUUCAUAUUGCAGUGUGGCAUGGUGAAUAGAGCUUGCUCAUGGGAUCAGGAAAAAUCCGACUUUUCUGUUUUACUUAUAACAAAUACUGAAUGUGUCCCUAGAUAAGUCAUUUAACAUCUUUCAGUGGCUCAGGCAAUUUACCAAGAUUAUAAAUUGCAGAGCAUCAUCCUUGGUAGAAGUUCCUUAAUUGAGAUUUCUGUUAUGAAUGAAAUCACAGUUUCAGUGGGGGAGGGACAUAACAUAAAGUGAGACUUUGAACUAUAAUCAAUGAAUUAAUCAUCAGCACUUAGCAAGGUUUUCAACCCUUAGUGUAGGAAUAGGUUCCAUUCACUAAUUAUAAUUUUAAGAAUUGGAAGGGACUUCGGAGAGCAUUUUAUUCAAUCCCCUCGUUUUAUAGUGAUCUAGAGACACUUUAAUUCUCUGAUUCCACAAAGAACAGAUUUGUUUUGUAAUGAAAAUCAAUUAUAGAAAGGGCACUACGUAUGAUGUUUGAAGACUUGGGUUUGAGUUCUGACUCUUGGCACUAACUCUGUGACUCAGCUAACCCAGGCUACUUAAUCUUUCUUGGCUUCAGUUUCUUUCCUAGACGAUAAAAUGAUGGGAUUUGAUUACAUGGGUUUUUUUUUUUUUUUUUGUUUUUAUUUCCAAGAUUCCUUCAGUGCUAGUACCUGUUACUUAAAGAAAAAGAUAUCUGUAGUAAAACCAUACUGAUUUCAACUGAAUAAAAGUAGAUCAGUUUAAUUGAAACUGUAGACAAAUUUAAAAACAGAUUUUUUAUUAGUUUCAGAUUUAGAGGCAGUCUAGUAGAAAAAGACAAGAGAAUUCCAGUUUAUGCCUGUCACAUAAAAGUUGCCUAACCUCUGAGCUUACUUUUUUUGUCUCUACAUUGGGAAAAACAACCACUGCCUAUCAUUGAUCAUCACAAAUAUUGCCUAAUCCAACUUCAUUUUAAAGAUGAGGAAGCUGAGAUCAAGGCUAAGCAAUUUGUCCUCAAGAAGUAUGCAAAGUAGGCUUUGACCUUUGGAGUAGAUGCCAAAUCCAGCGCUCAAGUAUAAUAGAAAGAGUACCCAUUUAGUUACAAUUUUAGUGCCCUAAAAUCAAGGACUUUAGAAUUGAGAACUGGCAAGAAACUGAAAUCACCUUAUCCAAAACUCAUUAUAUAAAGAGGUGAUUUAAUAUUAGGCAAGUCACUGAGCCAUUUAGAACCUCAGUUUUUUCAUCCUCCAAGUAGGACCAGAUGACUAAAUUCCUUUCUAGCUAACUUCUAUGCGAAUAAUACCAGCAGAUUUCUUUAGAAUGAAAUGGAUUUCUCACAGGUUAUGAGGUUCCUUGAAACCACUCUGGGAUAAGAAAAAUAUCUCAUUUUACAGAUGAGAUAACCAAAACUUAGAGAGGUUGCUAGGUCACAUCAAGAAAAUGUUAAAAGUAGUAUCCAAUACUGCUUUCUUGAGCAAAGGUUCAUUGUUCUCAUGACAUGAGUAGGCCCAAGUAUUUGGUAUGAAAGUGCAUAUGUGAAGAGUUAUCAGACCAUAGUAAUGAGAAACAGGAUAAUUUUCUUGCCAAAUAAAGCUCUUGGGGUAUCAAAUUUAGUAAAGGAAGAUAAUCAUUUUAUUAGCACAUUAGUUGUUUACUAUUGUGUUUGAGUUUUCUAUAACUCGCCUGCACAGUGCCAAACUCUACUAUCAAUGAAUGUUCUGGAAAGAAAUUUUUUAAAAAAUAUGAUAGAUUUAUAGUCCCUUUGAGCUUGGUAUCCUGGUGUUCAUGGUUGACCAGACACUCAUCUCUUUGAUGCUAUUAUUGCACAAAGCCCUAGAUGAUGGGUCAAGACCAGGAAAGAAUGAAAUUAGAGACUUAGAAAGACACUUUAAGGACACAUUACCUUCUCAGGGCCUCCUAAUCCAUUUAGCCCUGAGCUAAGCCAAAAGGUAUUAUCUGUUAAGUUAUCCAAUAUAAUUUGCACUAAAGAUGGUAAUGAUAGUUAAGCCUAUAGAUGAGAAAACAUGGUAAGUGAUGGGUAGAGAAAAGUAUGGUUGCUAUCUUAAAAAAAA
Sarcophilus harrisii (Tasmanian devil) is the source of this 9749-nucleotide messenger RNA. It is a transcript of the gene RPRD1B, whose product is annotated as regulation of nuclear pre-mRNA domain containing 1B. The record is from RefSeq and is a predicted model, not a curated record. The coding region runs from base 468 to 1448 and encodes 326 amino acids. Gene Ontology annotation, cellular component: RNA polymerase II, holoenzyme. The transcript has 7 exons. Gene Ontology annotation, molecular function: RNA polymerase II C-terminal domain binding. NCBI's taxonomy places the organism in Eukaryota, Metazoa, Chordata, Mammalia, Dasyuromorphia, Dasyuridae. Gene Ontology annotation, biological process: mRNA 3'-end processing.